UGUACAAAUCCUGGAGGCUGGGCGGGGAGGCUCAAUGAUUCUUUCUGCUGUCCUGACUGUUCGCUGUUCCUUUCCUGCUGUGUGGCUGUUAUAAACAAGACUGUGAUAAUGUGCACUGGAUGGAUUCACUGACUGCGGUGUAGAACUGUGACAGACCAACGUUUCUGAGUUGCUGCAGAAAGUACAGUACAUCCUCUGCUGGACUUUUUUUGAGGAUAGAGUUGAUGUUAGGUUUCCACUUCAAGUCUUAUGAGUUGGCACAGGACUGUUGGAUAUAGUGAAGGGGAGCAUUGCAGAGGGCUGUCUCCUGAAGUCCACCAUCAUCUCCACUGUCUUGAGGGUGUUUAGCUCCAAGUUAUUCUGACUGCACCAGAACACCAACUGUUCAACCUGAAUACAUUGGGGGAGGGGGAAAAAAGAAGAAUAUUGUGAAUUAAUUGUUUGGGAGCUGAAAGAGUCGGUCAGCUGACACACUUGUUCUGAUUCGCUAAAAGAAACGCUUGUUUUCAAAUGUUGUUGGGAGUUGACUCGGAAGUAGCCAGGAAAUAGUUGCGGAGAUACAUAUUAGGUGGAACACAAUAAGGUGUACAGCUUUACAACUACGUGUAUUAUCUGGACUGAAAACUAUGGCUUGUACUGUGAAGAACAUUUCAGUGGCAUUUGAUCUCAUGAAUGAAAGCAUCACCUUUACGAAUGGAGACUACAUUUCCGGACAAGUAACUCUGGAGGUGGCGAAGGAAACUCACAUCAAGAGUCUGUUGAUCAAAGCCAAAGGGAAAGCAUCUGUACUGUGGUCGGAACAUUACGGCAAUAACAUCACAGUUACUUUUUAUGAUAAAGAAACAUGCUAUAAGUCAAUUCAGUACUUCAUUCAAGAAGAGAAAAAAGGUGACGAUGGAUAUUCACUGUUAACAAACGAGUUUGGGCAAUGUUACUCAAGAAUUAUUCAACCUGGAAUCCAUGUUUACCCUUUCACCUUUCAGAUUCCACACCAAGACAUGCCUGCAUCCUUCAAAGGCACCCAUGGAAAGGUGGUUUACUCUUUAGAAGCCAAAUUGUGCAGGUCAAUGUCAGUGCCAAAAAAAGCCAAAGUACAUUUCUACUAUGUUCCUCAAGGAGACAUGUCUACACCAGACUUGAUGAUGUCUCAACAUGGGUAUAAAGAAAAGAAGAUGAAAUUCUUCACAUCUGGGAGCGUAGCCAUGGAUGUUCAUACAGAGAAGACAGGUUUCCACUUAGGUGAGCAGAUAAAAGUGAAAGUAGACAUUGUAAAUAAUUCCUCUCGUACAAUCAAACCUAAGUUCAGCUUGUACCAGAAGCAGAGCUGCUUUGCCGCAAAGAAAAGAAAAGUGUGCACCAAAGAGCUCCUGAAAGAAAAAGGUGACCCCAUCGAUCCAUCAACCAAGCAGUGUGUGAUCAAGGUGUUGAAUAUUCCAGCAGAUACCUGUGUUUCCAUCCUCAACUGCAAAGUUCUCAAAGUGGAGUAUAGACUUAAGGUCUAUCUGGACAUAAAAUUUGCUAACAAUCCAGAAAUUAAACUGCCUGUGGUGAUUCUUCCCAUCAGUGUGACCCAAGAAAACGCAGAUGUAGCAAAUGCAAAGCCAAUGGACAUUGGCUUUGAAACAUGGAUGAGCAAGCAAGCGGACUUGAACCCGUUAUCUUUUGAUUAACUAUUAACUCUUAACCUUGGACAAAUGACACUUUAUUGGUUGAUUAUAUUAUAUGAUUAUGAUGAUGGGUGGCACGGUGGUGUAGUGGUUAGCGCUGUUGCCUCACAGCAAGAAGGUCCGGGUUCGAGCCGACGAGGGCCUUUCUGUGUGGAGUUUGCAUGUUCUCCCCGUGUCCGCAUGGGUUUCCUCCGGGUGCUCCGGUUUCCCCCACAGUCCAAAGACAUGCAGGUUAGGUUAACUGGUGACUCUAAAUUGACCGUAGGUGUGAAU
This is a messenger RNA of Neoarius graeffei (lesser salmon catfish), 1940 nucleotides long. RefSeq names its product arrestin domain-containing protein 3-like. Lineage: Eukaryota; Metazoa; Chordata; Actinopteri; Siluriformes; Ariidae. The coding region runs from base 627 to 1670 and encodes 347 amino acids. The transcript is spliced from 7 exons. The record is from RefSeq and is a predicted model, not a curated record. Gene Ontology annotation, biological process: protein transport. Gene Ontology annotation, cellular component: cytoplasm; plasma membrane.